Messenger RNA from Tupaia belangeri chinensis (Chinese tree shrew), 408 nucleotides. RefSeq names its product 60S ribosomal protein L35. Lineage: Eukaryota; Metazoa; Chordata; Mammalia; Scandentia; Tupaiidae. The record is from RefSeq and is a predicted model, not a curated record. Gene Ontology annotation, cellular component: ribosome; cytosolic large ribosomal subunit. Gene Ontology annotation, molecular function: structural constituent of ribosome; mRNA binding. Bases 1 to 408 code for a protein of 135 amino acids. The transcript has 2 exons. Gene Ontology annotation, biological process: maturation of LSU-rRNA from tricistronic rRNA transcript (SSU-rRNA, 5.8S rRNA, LSU-rRNA); translation.
AUGAGGUUAGCUGCACUGGUGGCGGCGGCAUUGGGCAGCUAUGCCCAAAUUAAGGCUCGGGAUUUGCGCGGCAAGAAGAAAGAGGAGCUGUUGAAACUGCUGGGUGACCUGAAGGUAGAGCUGUCCCGGCUAUGCAUCGCCAAAGUGACAGGCGGAGCUGCGUCCAAGUUGUCCAAGAUCCGAGUUGUUAGCAAAUCCAUUGCCCGUGUUCUCACCAUCGUUAACCAGACUCAGAAAGAAAACCUCAGGAAAUUCUACAAGGGCAAGAAGUACAAGCCCUUGGACCUGCAGCCCAAGAAGACCCGUGCCAUACGCUGUCGGCUCAACAAGCACGAGGAAAGCCUGAAGACCAAGCAGCAGCGGAAGGAGUGGCUAUGCCUUCUGCGCAAGUUCACGGUCAAGGCCUGA